AUGAGGGUGUGGGGAGCUCUAUUUCAGACCUUCGGCCUUCCCCUGCUGGCCACAAUCAGAGGGAGAGAAAUCUGCUACGGACAUCUUGGCUGCUUUUCUGAUGAAAAACCAUGGGCAGGAAUCCUUCAGAGACCUUUAAAGUUGUUGCCUUGGUCCCCCAAGGGCAUUGACACCUGCUUUCUUCUGUAUACAAAAGAAAAUCUGAACAACUACGAACUGAUCACUGCCACUGAUCCAGACACCACUGAGGCUUCAAACUUCCGACUGGACUGCACGACACGCUUCAUCACCCAGGGCUUCACAGACAAGGGCGGGGAGAGCUGGGUGCUGGACAUGUGCAAGAAAAUGUUCAAAGUGGAGGAGCUGAACUGCGUCUGUGUGGAUCGGAGGCGCGCGGCUCGCACGGGAUGCACCCAAGGGGUCAACACCAGCGUCGUGGGGGCGGAGAUCGCUUCCCUAACACGAGAGCUGUUGACGGAGCUGGGGUCCCGCCCCGAGGACGUGCACCUCAUCGGCCACACUGGAGCGCACACGGCCGCGGAGGCGGGCAGCAGGCUGGGGGGCCGCGUGGGCAGGAUCACAGGGCUGGAUCUGGCAGAGCCAUGCUUCCAGGGCACACCCGAGGAGAUUUGGCUGGACCCAUCUGAUGCCAUGUUUGUGGAUGUGGUUCACACGGAUUCUGCUCCCAUAAUCCCUUUCCUAGGUUUUGGAAUUAGCCAAAAGGUGGGCCAUCUGGAUUUCUUUCCAAGUGGAAGAAAACAAAUGUCUGGAUGUGGGGAAAAUGCCCUAUUGACCGUCAUUGAUAUAAAUGGAAUAUGGGAAGGUAAGAAAACGCGAGACUUUGCAGUUUGCAAUCACCUACAAAGCUACAAGUACUGUGCAAACAGCAUCCUCAGCCCUGACUGCUUCCUGGGCUACCCCUGCACCUCCUAUGAUGAGUUUCAGGAGGAAGAUAGAGGCUGUUUCCCCUGCCCAACAGAAGGAUGCCCCAAAAUGGGGCACUAUGCUGGCCAAUUUAAGGGGAAAACCAGUGCUAUGGGACAAACCUUUUUCCUGAACACAGGAGAGAGUGGUAACUUUACUGGGUGGAGAUAUAAGGUAUUGGUCACACUGUCUGGAAAAAAGAAAGUGAGUGGGUACAUCAGAGUUGCUUUGUAUGGAAGUAAUGGAAACUCAAAACGAUAUGAGAUUUUCAAGGGAUCCCUCAAACCAGGUGAAAGCCAUCUGUAGGACAUUGAUGUGGACCUCAAUGUUGGAAAAAUCCAGAAGGUUAAGUUCUUCUGGAACCAUCACAUGAUAAAUCUCCUCCAGCCCAGACUGAGGGCUUCCCAAAUCACAGGGCAACGUGGUGAAAACGGGACUUGGUAUAAUUUUUGUAGCAGUGACACUGUGCCGGAAGACGUUUUAUAGUCUCUUUCCCCUUGUUAA
Messenger RNA from Cynocephalus volans (Philippine flying lemur), 1428 nucleotides. Its product is annotated as pancreatic lipase-related protein 2-like. Gene Ontology annotation, molecular function: protein binding; triacylglycerol lipase activity; galactolipase activity. Lineage: Eukaryota; Metazoa; Chordata; Mammalia; Dermoptera; Cynocephalidae. The record is from RefSeq and is a predicted model, not a curated record. Gene Ontology annotation, biological process: phospholipid catabolic process; triglyceride catabolic process.